Xyrichtys novacula (pearly razorfish) is the source of this 6872-nucleotide messenger RNA. NCBI's taxonomy places the organism in Eukaryota, Metazoa, Chordata, Actinopteri, Labriformes, Labridae. The record is from the annotation of a GenBank genome assembly.
GUUUAGUGUGGGAUUCGUCAUGUGUCGCUCGGCGUCAUGAGGAAACACUCACUCUGAGAACUUGUCGACCUGAAGACUGUGGGUUAUUGUCGCUUGAACGGGCUGUCAAGGAACUCUUUAAGUGUGUGCUGUUUUCGGGAUUCCUCUCUCCACCUCUCCUGUGUCGUUAUGUCACCGUCUGCAGUCUCCAGCUGAAAAAUAAGAAAAGAAACCCUCAAAACUCAAAGAUGGACACGCGCCUCGAUCAGUCGACAGGUUGGUUUUUAUUUAUUACUGUGAAAUAAAUGUUUGAUUACAACCAAUGUAACGUUUGAAUUAAAGACCAUAUAUAAAUUCAACUAUAAACUGACACUUAUAUUCAACUUUAAGACAAAUUUAACUUCUUAUUUCUGGUCUCCUAACUUUUAAUUCUUUCUUUUUUUUAAAUCAGACAACGUCGCCUCGGUUGAAUCAACAGAUCCUCCACCGAGGAUGACAAGACAGCAGGUCCUCACCUUACUAUCAAUGGCAUCUGUCAACUUUAGUUCUAUGAUCUGCUACUCCAUAUUAGGACCAUUUUUCCCCAAUGAGGUAAGCCACACCACAGAUUAAAAAUCACAUGUCCAGAUAUGGAGUUAUGGGGUUUGGGGACCACUUGGGUAUUAAGUCUUGAUGUCUGGCUUCAUUAAAGAAAGGCCAGGAGAUUUAACAGAGCCUCUUUUUGAUAGUUGAAUUCAUAUGCGAUAAAAACCAAUUCCUGCUCCAACUUUGGUCUAGUAUGACAAGAGUAGAUAUAGCUGUAAAUCUUAUAUUUAUCGAACUGUUACACUCUCCUCUAAGUUUAAGCAUUUGUUAUUUAACACUAUUUUUAAAGAUAUUAUUACCAUCAGACCAGAGGACUACAAUAUUUUAAAAUCAACCUUGUCACAGAAAAAUCUCCUUUGUACACACACCAUCUAAAGAGGUGCAUUUUCCUGCAUCAAUCACUGUUGAGUUCCACAGCCCAGCCUUAAUUUGGAUAAAUAAUUUAAUCAUGGUGCACAGGUGGAAUACAGGCAAUAACUGGGCUAAAGAUAGGAUUGCCGGGUUGUGAAAUUCCCAAUUGCUCCUUUUUUAUUCAAUUAUUUUCAAAAAAUAUACUUACAACCAUCUAUAAUCCUUAAGUACAGUCUUUUCAGAAAUAAUUUUUGGUCAUGUAUUUCUCCGGCCUGUUCCCAGGAAGUCAUAUGGUCCAAUAAGUCAAAAGGAUUGUUCACCAACAAGCAACUGAAACAUUUAUAUUGUAAAUGGCUUAUCAGGUUUGAUACUAUAAGUGAGGUUUUAAUAGGAUCACCUCUUGGCUUUGUUCACCCUACAAAAUGUGUAAUAUACAGAACUGCAAAAAGCAAAAAUCUACAAUUUAACAAAUCCAACUUGAGCUAAAAUUUUUUAUUUUUAGACACUCUCCUUUAAUGCGGACUCACUUUUUCUGCACACUUUACUCUCCAUGUUGAGUUUGCCAGAGAAGUUUGUACUUAAGUGGUUUACUAAAUUGGACUUGAGUAAAUGCAAAUAUAUGAAAUCACAAUGAUAUGUAAUGUAUCAUAGCAGAACACCUAAAAUUCAAAGCUCUUUGAUUUUUAACCAGUAGUUAUAAAGAAAAUGAAGAAAUAUUCCUUUAUAUGCUUAGCAGGAAAGUUUGUUGGUGUCUGGUUAAAACAAACAUUGCUGGAUUCUCUCAAGGGUUUGAUGUACCUGCCAACGGGAAAAAAGGACAAACAUGUGAGCUUAAAAGGGCAGAAAUGAUCAUUUAAAAUGGCUUGCUUUGGUGUAUUGUUAACGUGUCUUUGUAUCUAAUGUAUGGCUGCUAGUAAAAGAUGUUAAACAGCUGAUCACUGCCAUCAGAGUGGUGAAAAAAACCUUAACUUUCAAUUAAAGCCAAUAAAACCAAAUGUGUUUUUUUUUUCUGUGACCCAGAUUCAAGUAAUAUACAUCAUGAACCCCCAAAUCAUCUACAUUUAUGAAACAUUAAAAUUUUAAGUGUAAAUAAAACCUAUUACUUCAAUUAAGUUCAAGAUUUAUGUGUAACACUACAAGAGGUCUCUUUAGUGGCUUUUAGUGAGGACAAGAAUUUGGAAAACAAUUACUGACAUCCUUACAUUAAGAGUAUGAAUUGUUGGACAUGUUACUCUGCUAGUAGGAGACCCGGCGACCCAAUUUGGGUUUUAACUCUAACUUUGGAAAGACUACAACAGGCAACUGAGUGACUGAUGAGCUUACAAAGCCAUCACCAAAUCCCCUCAAAACAGCUCAGUGUUUGUGUUUCCUCCUCCUCUGAGUGAAUGAGUUAUCAUGUGCUUGACAUCAGAAAACUACAGACCCUUGAAUCACUGGUUCUGUUAUUCUCGGAGGUCAAAAGGUCUGAGGUGAGAUCAGUUAACAUCAUGUGAAGUAACCACUGAGCAAAUCUGAGUGUUUAGAGUAAUAGAAAUGAUCAACACAAUAAUGAGUAUCAUUGAAACUGUUAUUAUAUGAAUAUUUCUACACAGGCGGUAAAGAAGGGAGCCAGCCAGACUGUUGUUGGUCUUAUAUUUGGCUGCUACGCUGUCAGCAAUUUAAUUGGUUCAUUGAUACUGGGAAGAUAUGUAAGUAUGUUGUGCAAUCAGAGGAAUCACAAUCAGGUCACGGUUUAUCAAGUGUGGUUUACUGCCCGGCUAAACAGUAAUUUAAUCUCUCUGUGUUGUUUUAUCAGAUUGUCCAUAUUGGAGCAAAGUUCAUGCUUAUAGUAGGGCUUUUUGUGUCAUCGUUCUGCACCAUACUCUUUGGGUAAGUGCUCAAUGCUAACAAUAUCACUGAACUAUAAUGUAUUUAACAUGUUUUAUUGAUCAACACUGAUGUCGAAAUAUAUAAGAAACAGCUGGUAAAAACCUCAAACACUCAACAGGUUUCAAAGCUGUCACAAUGGCCUCACGGUCGAGACAUUUAGAUUUGGGUCGUGUGGCAAAUACAGUAGUAUAUGAGGCCUUGUGCUUGUACUAAUCCUUUUGUGUUGCUUAUGUAUGAACAGACUGUGAGCCUGUGGGGUGAUUUCCGAACGUAUAGGAUAGGGGACAACUCUAGUGGAAAAAUUCCUUGACAUUUGAAGUUUUUGUAGUAUGUUUUUCUACCCCUAAGCUCUCUCAAUUAAAAUUUUAAAAAGCAGUAGCAUGAAGAUAGAUGGUCAGCAGAAGCCAGAGCAUAACUAGUCGACAUCUCCCUGCAGCAGCAUUUCUUUAAGUAAAGCUUAUGACAUCUAAUGGUAUCUAACCAGACAUUACGCUCUAUCUCUCCUCACUGUGCCAAUUUAAUGAUGUAAGACAAAAUCACAUCUCCAGUGAGUGUUAAAAAGCUGAGAGACAAAUUGGGAAAGCUGGAUGAACACAAUGAAGUUCUUGUCAUUGUGAAAAUGGUGGGAAAAAAAUACAGAGCUACAUCGGGCAAAUCUAAUUAUGAAAAAAAUGUAUCUUUAAGAAUUCUGGUAAACUGCAAAGCCGUGACAUAGGUCUCUAGAUUUUGUUAAUCUCUUAUUUAUUCAAUUUGAUCCCUCGUUUCAUCUUCAGACUUUGCAAAACUGAACUAACAUCUCAGUUUAGUUGAACCUCUCUACUGAAAUUCCUGAGUGACUGUUUAUCUCUUUUCUUGCAGACUACUUGACAGGGUUCCUGCAGGGCCCGCUUUCAUUUCACUGUGCUUUAUAGUAAGGUCCAUUGACGCCGUGGGCUUUGCUGCUGCGAUGACCUCCACUUUCGCCAUGACAGCGAAAAUAUUCCCAAACAAUGUGGCGACUGUUUUGGUGAGCGCGGACAACAGUGGUGUGACUGAGUUGUUUUUUAGACAUAAGAAUCACGAGAAAACAAAAAAGCAUUAUAGCAGGAGUGGGUUUGAAUCCACUAUUUUUCCCAUCACCGUGGGACAUAAUAACAGUUAUCACCAUGCAGUGUUUAGUCCCAGUAUAACAGCUUACAUAAUACCUAAUUCUGCACUCUGGUUUAUAUCUUAAACUGCCUUUUUAAACGUUUAUUUAAUAUACUGUGAUUCUCUCUUUGUAGGGCAGUUUGGAGAUGUUCACAGGACUUGGUCUUAUUCUUGGACCACCUGUUGGGGGGUGGUUUUACCAGUCAUUUGGAUAUGAAGUCCCCUUUAUGCUUCUUGGAUGUUUUCUAUUUAUCAUGGUCCCUUUCAACAUUUACGUCCUGCCAACCAUUGGUACCAUCAUCAGCAUACUGUUUGCUUAUUCUCCAGUUGUGUUUUGAUUCGCAUUAAAGUGUGGGCUGUUUUUAUGUUUGCAGAAGCGGAUCCCUCCCAGGAUUCGUUCUUCCGGCUCCUCACCCAUGUAAAAAUCGUCCUCAUCUGCUAUGUGAUAUUCACUCUUAGUGCAGGUCUGGGCUUCUUGGAUGCCACAUUGUCUUUGUUUGCUAUGGAGGAGGUAUUUUACUUCUAAGAUUAAACUUAACAUGGUUAGAAAUUUCACUUCUCAAAAAUGUGAAAGGUUGUUUGUUUUCUCUACAGUUUGAUCUCUCACCUGGCUAUGUGGGACUUAUCAUGCUGGGUUUGUCGUUACCUUACUGUUUGGCGUCUCCACUGUUGGGGUAUUUUACAGAUAAAUAUCCUGUGAGUAUCCACACAAAAGCAGCUCGUGCCUCUACAACAGUUUUUUUGUGUUAAGUGAUUUGAGUUUAAAUAAACUUGCUGUUCAUGUUGAUGUUGAUCAGUCCACCAGGAGCUGGUUCAUGGUAAUUGGAGGUAUUGCCACAGCAACUGGCUUCUGUCUGCUUGGUCCUCUCCCUUUCCUACACAUCCCGAGGUAAGCAUGGACAAUCAAGAGAUAAAAGUUUAUUUCCCCACUUUGUUUAGAGGACUUAAUCACUCUGUAGACUGCUUUUAACGCUAGAAUGAAUGGAAACUACUUUAAAAAGUGCAAUAAUAGUAAUGCACUUAACUUGUCUUGCACCUAAACAUACUUAUGUUACAAGUUGAUUAAACAAAAUAUACCAACAUAAAGAUUGUACUGCAGCUGUCUUAGGCUGAGGAGAUGAGGAUACGGAUUAGAUGUUUUGACUUUGGCGUCAUUCCUGAUUUGCAAAAGCAGUAUUAAGAAUGCUGAUUGGAACUGUUUCAGUUAUACAGUGAUUCUUGAACACUAGCAGAACUAAUACCCGCUGGUUAACAGUGUUUGUUUUUUUUCUCUGUGUGUUUUGUAUGUAUGUUUAGUCAGCUGUGGUUGCUGAUCCUCAUGCUCGGGGUAAUUGGGUUUUCUCUGGGUAUGACUGCAAUCCCGACGUUCCCUGAGAUCAUUGCACAUGCAUAGUGAGUGGCUUCACAUGUUCUGCUCCCACAUUCAUGACCUGUUGAGUGAGAUUGUUCAUGUAUGCUCUGUGAAACAAACACCCUCCGUUCAUUUCUUCUCCCUUCCUUGUAGUGAACAUGGAUUUGAAGAGGGACUUAGCACUCUUGGGAUGGUGUCUGGACUGUUUGGGGCAGUUUGGUCUUUGGGGUAGGUCCUGCUAACUUAAAAAAAGCUGGUCUAGAUCACACUCUUUAAAAAGAGCCAAUAUAUAGAUGGGAGAAGAUUGAGCACCAUCUUGUUAGAUCAGACUCACUCCCAUCCCAUCUUCAACCACAUAAGUGAAACACUUUGCAGCAUUUAGCAAGUUACAGCAGAGAGGAAAAACUUACUUCCAGUCCCAAAUACUAGUCUCAUGAACUUCGAUUGAUCAGUAUCAGGCCCUGGAAAAACAAUAUCAACCAAACUGUGUUCAAUUUGUAGUUUUUCCACCAUCGCUUUUUUUUAUACUGUUUUUGUCACGUUUUCCUUUCUCCACUUUAAAUGAACUGAUGUCAAAUUAAUGACAUUUCUUUCAGCUUAUUGAUAUUAUUCCUCUGUACUGUUGCUGUAAACGUGUUGCUGUGUAAAACAAUUAGGAACAUCACUGCCGUAUCUAGAUUAGGACUUAAUUGCUUUGUUUACACAGUUGAUAUACAAUGAAUUAUCCAACUAGCUGGCACUAAUUUCCUGCUUUUUUAUAAACAUUUUGAUCUUUUAUUCUCUGUUACAGGAUGUUUUAUGGUCCUGUGGUUGGGGGACUUAUAACACAACAUCUGUGUUUUGAAUGGGCAGCUGCAGUCCAAGGAGGCUUGGCGUUUCUCGCUGUAAGUAUUGCAUUUGCUUGAGACUGUAGCUGAAUUUAAGGCAUGUUAAAUCUUGACGUGACAGACGGCAUGAAACUGUCAUAUUUUGAUACCCUAACUUAUUCAAGACUGUGGAAAUCCAUUUGUCAGCAUGGUUAUCAUAUCACAAAUAUGCUGACUGGUGGAAAAAUAAGCAUGUGAUUGUGGUUUCUCAGCAUUAUCACACAUUUAACUCCAUGACACCUCUGUCCUCAGGCCUUCCUACUUGCUAUAUAUUACCUCUGUCAACCUCCAAAACAACAAAGGUAACAAUUAACAUUUUAUUUGUGUCACAUUUAUUAUAUAGUUAAUGAAGCUGUUAACUAACUGGGAAACUAUGGGUUUUAUUUUGGAGUUUGUUUUCACUUUCUGGAUCUAACAACCCCUUGUAUGUUUACAUUCAAGAAUCCUGGACAGUAAUCAACACACAGAUGAAAGUACUCCUCUUCUGAUCGACUGAAGCCCUCAGCAACAUGUGGAAGUGUGCUAUACUGAACAAAGCAAGAUCUUAAUGUUUUAUAAAGUUUUUAUAUCAUUAAUUGCUUUUUAACAUUUUAAAUUAUACAUAUAUGUUGUUGCAGAAAUUGUAAUAUUUUCUACUUGCGUCGUGGAAGCAUAUUUUAACAUAACAUUGUUGUUAUGUAUUUAUGAAAUGUUGUGUUUGUAGAGGGUUCCGACUGAAAAAGUAUAAAAAGCAGUGACACUAA